Molecule: messenger RNA, 510 nt
Organism: Cryphonectria parasitica EP155
Lineage: Eukaryota; Fungi; Ascomycota; Sordariomycetes; Diaporthales; Cryphonectriaceae
Exons: 3
Coding region: 1-510 (169 amino acids)
Source: RefSeq, a predicted model, not a curated record
AUGUCUCCCUUCACUUUCAUCAUCAGCAUGAUGUUGCUCAUCGUCAGCUUCGGCCAGGCCCAGAUCAGCACUGGUUAUCUGGCUGAGCCCACCCUGCCUGCCUACAUGUACAUCAAUUGUGAUGACAACUUGACGCCUGACCCUGAUGCCCUGAUCUCCACCACGGCCAAGAUGAUGGAUUGGUGCGGUUGUGAGAACCUGCUCAACCCAGCCGGUGCCAACUACUAUGCUGGCAUGUCUGUCUUCGAGGAUGACAUCCCCAAGGCACCCCUCAGUCCUGCUCGUACCUGGGCUUGCAGCGCGGGAAUCGAUACCCGCUGUGACACGGUUGAAGACUGGUACAACGCCUUGUCCAACGUAUCCGCUCGUUGUGGCAACCACUCUGGCUACUUCUAUGACGCCUCGCGUCAGAUGGCCUGGGGAUUCGAUUCCUACUACAACAUGAAGUUCUGCGAGGGCGUUGCCUGGGUUGGCAUCUCCGCCGCUGCCAAGGAUGAGAAACCGGAGUAG